AUGUCUUCUUUCCUGUCGAGGUUGUUUGAAAUCUUGAAGACCGCGAUCACAUUCACACCACGAACGUCUGAAAUUAUCCAUCCGGAAACGCAGUCUCAUGUCUGGUACUAUGGAUAUGCAGUCUCUGAGGAAUGGCUGGACUGGUUUUGUGAGAAGCUCAACUCGGACGAUCGCAAUAACAUAGAUGCCAAGUCAAAAGAAUACUUCACAGGCCUUGCGUACUUGGCGGACAUCGACACUCUUGGAUGGAAACGUUGCUUCAAUCCAAACCGUGGCUCAGUCGACGAUGAAGAACCCAAGGACAUUCCGAUCGACACCGUCCAGGUGCUCUACGUGUACUCAGGUGAAGAAGGUUCUAUUCAGAAGCCUCUCGAUGAGAAAAAGAUCAAGGCCAUGACAGCAUUGCUUGGACAUGGACCAGAGUGGUGGACGGGUUGUUCUGAUUGA
Suillus subalutaceus is the source of this 447-nucleotide messenger RNA. RefSeq lists its product as uncharacterized. Lineage: Eukaryota; Fungi; Basidiomycota; Agaricomycetes; Boletales; Suillaceae. The record is from RefSeq and is a predicted model, not a curated record. The transcript is spliced from 2 exons. The coding region runs from base 1 to 447 and encodes 148 amino acids.